CCCGCUUUCCUCCUGGCGCCCCUAGAAAGUUGGAGGAGCGCAGCUCCGCUCCGUGCUGCUCCGGCCGGGGCCGGGCAGAGCUGGGACGGCUUCCUCCGGGCUCCGCGGGAUCCUGCCAUGGGGACGUAGUGGGCCGCGGAGCCAUGCGCGGCCCUGCGCUGCCCUGCAGCUCGCUGCGGACGGUUAUCCUAACAUUUGUCUGCAUGUUGACGAAGGAAUCUGUAGAAAUUUCUCCAGUACCAUCUGAUGGACUGCAAGUCCAUCAGAUACCUUUGGAUGGAAGAAAUCCCUCUAGCUCCUUGAGUGAAAAAAGGCAGAUACAGUGUCAACUGGGACAAUAUCUACAUCCCAGAGAGACCCACUGCUGCAUGAGGUGCCAUGCAGGUACCUACAAGGCAAAAGACUGUGAUCGGCCUGACCAGGCACCCGUCUGUCUUCCGUGUGCUAAUGGCACAUUCACAGCUGUGGAUAACACUAUGUCUAAAUGCUUCCAGUGCACACGUUGCCGUAGAGAAUUCCAGCAGAUAGUAGAGACUCCCUGCACCCCAAAGCAAGAUACCGUAUGUGGCUGUCGGAAGAACCAGUACCAGAUUGGCCUGGCCGAUCUCUUCCAGUGUAGGAACUGCAGCUCAUGUGUCAAUGGGACUAUUACUGACUGUACAAAGAACAAAGACGCAGUUUGCAGGUGCAAGCCUGGAUUCUUCCUGACACUUAAUAAUGUUUGCAAGCCUUGCAACAGCUGCAUUGAUGAAGAAUGCUUGCUGUGUCAUAGCCCGGUGACUGCUUCACCGACUUCAACUGGGCUCAAUGGGAGCCUUGUCCUUGGCAUCAUCGUUGCAAUAUUUGGAGUUAUUUUCAUCCUCUACAUUGUAAAAAAAGUAGUGAAGCUCAUCCAGAAAAAGAGGAUAACAUCAUCUUCCUACUCCUGUGUCACUUUGCCGGAGACAACCAAGGAGCCAGUGUCUGAGGUUGAGGUAAAAAGAGGUGAAAUUUCCAUCCUUCUUCCUGAGUCCCGGAAAGAAACAGAAUUGUUGGUGAAUGCAACACCAUCACCUGCACCUCUGCCGCAAAGCUCACAUGAGUUCCCAGACUGUGUGAGACCUGCCAGGAAGAGGCAGCUUCCAGACAGCCCUUCUAUUCUCUACACUGUGGUGGAUCAUGUACCGCCAUCUCGGUGGAAAGAAUUUGUGAGGCGUCUGGGCCUGAGCGACCAUGAUCUAGAGCGAACUGAGAUGGAGCACCGGUGUUUCAGAGAUGCCCAGUAUGAAAUGCUUAGACAGUGGAAACUGCAGAUGAGCCAUGCAGCAACUGUGGAGCACAUCAGCUGUGUUCUCAACCAGAUGGAGCUGAGUGGCUGCAGUGAAGCCAUUCAGGAGGCUUUGCUAAACCAGAGUUCUCAACCUUGCAGCUUCCACAUCCAUCAUUAGUCUAUUUCUGCUUCAGCUGCCCUGGCUGAGGCUGUUAAAAGAUGAUCAUAAGUCCCUCCCUUUCUUGUCUUCCUUUUCUCAUACCUCCCUGUCUUUCUAACACUCAUCUGGAUUUGUUGGGAACAGCAGCACAUUAUGCUGGAGGAAGGCUGAGGUUUGCUUCUCAGCCACCAUAUAUUCAAUGCCUUUAAGCCAAGGCAGAUCAGAGUGACUUAGAUCAGAUGUUUUAUGGACUAGCUGUUUCUGAAAUAGGUGCUCCAUGCAGCAUAUGUGGUAAGUGAACUUGUAGGGUGUCUUGGUUAAGCUGGCUGUUCAUAUGGUAAAGUACUUACUCACUUUUUGCAGAUCUGUGUUUCUGCAAGAUCAGACAGUUGAACUGGCUCACAUUGCAGCCCUUGGAUUGCUAAAUCUGACUCUCAGGAAGUGGAGAGAGGUUGUGCUUUUCUGAGAAUAGGAGAGGACUGCCCCCUUUCGGCAUCAACGGGUUAUCCCUGUGGCAAAAGAGGCGUGGAGAUUCAGAAGCGGUGGCUGUGAGAAACGGGAGUAUGUUACCCUUUGCACACCCCCAUUUUCCUCAGGUUCAAGUGGAGCAAGGAUUCUGAGGCAGUGAGUCAGAUGAGAAGGUUGGUGCUUUUUUGUCAAGUUUUUAUUUUCCUAUACCUGGAAACCAUGUAUGAUAGCAUUAACAAAACACCAGCUUGUGUGUUUGUUCAAGUGCAGAAGAGGAAGGAAUGUGUUCAUCUCUCUGGGUGAGAAGGUACCUAUGUACCUGGUAGCAUGAGCACCUCUGCACAUCUGUGCUUGCACACAGGUUGGUAGGCUUGUGUCUACCUGCUGAUCUCUCUCUGAAUGAUUUGCUGGAUCUGAUCUAACUGCAAAUGGGACUGUGUAUGUGUACAUAUAUAUAUGUAUGUGUUUUUAGCAGCUGUUAAAUAAUUUCACACUACUUCCUGGGCUGUACUCUGUGAUUACUGCCUGGGUGCAAGAGCCGUUUGGUACCCUCUCCCUGCUCACACCAUCAUUUUCUCAAGGGUAUUACGCUGGGUAAAGUGUAAACAGCAAAAAUCAAUUAGCCUACAUCAGGUGCAGGCUGAUUUGUAAUGUGGACUGGUUUUAGUCUCUCAUCCCUUGGCUGGAGAGACACUUUCUACUGUAAAUACAGUAAAUGCUCUGAAUUAAAAUGCAUAUUUUUA
Molecule: messenger RNA, 2620 nt
Organism: Pezoporus flaviventris
Lineage: Eukaryota; Metazoa; Chordata; Aves; Psittaciformes; Psittacidae
Product: tumor necrosis factor receptor superfamily member 1A-like
Exons: 10
Coding region: 144-1427 (427 amino acids)
Biological process (GO): signal transduction; inflammatory response
Cellular component (GO): membrane raft; mitochondrion; signaling receptor complex
Molecular function (GO): tumor necrosis factor binding; tumor necrosis factor receptor activity
Source: RefSeq, a predicted model, not a curated record